Exaiptasia diaphana is the source of this 1542-nucleotide messenger RNA. RefSeq lists its product as uncharacterized. Lineage: Eukaryota; Metazoa; Cnidaria; Anthozoa; Actiniaria; Aiptasiidae. Bases 1 to 1542 code for a protein of 513 amino acids. The transcript has a single exon. The record is from RefSeq and is a predicted model, not a curated record.
AUGCGUGUGGAGUUUGACGGCAACCCCAGAACAACUGUCCUCGUCAUCUACGCRCCGACCAACAGCGCUGAGGUUAGCGUCGUGGAGGAGUUCUACAGAGCACUGAGAAAUACCUUACAAGRCAUACCAGCUCACAACUUCCUCACCAUACUUGGAGACUUUAACGCUAGGAUUGGCCCUGAGGUAGCUCCACACACCUACCAUGACGCUACCAAUAGAAAUGGCUCGUACAUGGCCGACCUUCUCCUUGAAUUUGGUCUUCUGGCUGCUAAUGGUCAAUUCCAGAAAAGACGAGGGAAGCUAUGGACAUUCAGAGACAGAGCAUCAGAUUCACUACGCCAGUUGGAUUACAUAUUGAUACGCAAAAAGUGGAGAAACAGCCUGAUGAAUGCUGAGGCUUACAAUUCUUUCUGCACUGUGGGCUCAGAUCAYAGAAUMGUCUGUGCCAAGUUCAAACUAAGUUUAAGAACCUCCAAACAUACCAGGAAAAUCAAAUACGACUGGAAGAAAUUCCUAGCCUCACCUGAAAUCCAAGAGCAGUACACAGUGCUUGUCAAGAAUCGGUUUYUGCUGCUCGAGGUAGAUGGAGGUGCAUGUUAUGACGACUUUGUGGAGGCCAAUAAGCUGGCUAUGGAGGAGUGUGUUCCUGUUAAACCCAAGAGGAAAAACUGCCACACUUCUACAAAUCCAAGGGUGAUCCAGGCGAGAGAGAAGGCAGUGGCGGCACAUGAUAGGUGGGAAAAAUAUAGCACUGAUGAAAAUAGAGUUGCCUGGAAGCUCGCUGUAAACCAGCUGUAUGAAACCUACGACCAGGUUAAGGAAGAGGAACUUGAAGAGCAAACAAUGGCCAUAGAGUCCACAUGUGGAACCAUGCAGUACGGGGAAGCAUUGAAACUAGUCAACCGGGUGACUGGACGUAAGAAAGCAAAAGAAGGGCAGGUCUCGGGCAAUAGCCCUGAAGAACGAGUAACAACAUGGUUUACCCACUUCCAGAAGCUUCUGGGGGAACCCCCUACAGUAGAAGACCUUGAAAUCAACGAUGAACCCUUCACUCUCGACGAAUUCAGAAGAGUAAAGGCUUCCCUCCAAUUAGGGAAAGCGGCUUGGCCAGACAACAUCCCCCCCGAGGUCCUCAAAUCCUGUGACUUUGAUGAGAUCUGCCUGAAUUUUUGUAACAGGGCCCUAUUGGAGUGCGACAAGCCUGACCUGUGGUCCCUCAUGAAUAUCAUCCCUGUCCCAAAGUCGGGUGACCUGUCCAACRCUAACAACUAUCGAGGSAUAAGUMUGAUGUGCAUACUAGCAAAGAUGUUUAAUAAGUUGAUACGCAGCGUCAUCAACCCUAAGCUACGCACGAACCAGAAUGGCUUCCGUCCCGAACGCACUACAGUUGCACAGAUUCUCAAACUUCGAAGGAUAAUUGAAGGGGUGAAGGCCAACAACCUUCCAGCCAUUAUCACCUUCAUUGACUUCAAAAAAAGCGUUCGACUCCAUCCACAGAGCAAAAAUGAUGCGUAUCCUAAAGGCAUAUGGCAUUCCUCCUAA